AUGAGGCAUACCAAACAUGCCCUUAAGGUACAAUUCUUUAUGAGGACUAUGAAGAAGCUUUGGACACUAAGAGCUUGUGUAAAGAUCUGCCAGUUGGAGCAUGGUGACAGAAAUUGUGUGGUCAAAGGUAGACCUUGGACUUUUGAGAAUCCUCUUUUGAUCUUGGGUGAAACUAAUGGUUUAGAAAACCGCCAUCUAGUUCCCCUCACUACACAACCUUUUUGGGUUAGAGUCAAGGGUGUCCCUCUAGCAUUUAUGGAGAGGAGUACUGGGCAACUCAUUGGUGAUAUCUUGGGGAGGUUUAUUGAGACUGAUUCUGGGAGAGGAGGUACUUGUUUGGGAAGUUUUAUGAAAAUUAAGGUUAUCAUUGAUGUUACUCAACCCCUGAAACGAUGUUUGUGUUUUACUUUCCUAGAGUGUUCGCUUUGGGAUUCUGUUAUUAACCAUGGGGAUUUCAAAAAUUUGGUUCAUGGCUUAGAGCCAAGGUCAAAGAAUGGUUAUAUGUACCUGAAUGGGUGA
Prunus armeniaca (apricot) is the source of this 519-nucleotide messenger RNA. Lineage: Eukaryota; Viridiplantae; Streptophyta; Magnoliopsida; Rosales; Rosaceae. The record is from the annotation of a GenBank genome assembly.